Aspergillus eucalypticola CBS 122712 is the source of this 495-nucleotide messenger RNA. RefSeq lists its product as uncharacterized. NCBI's taxonomy places the organism in Eukaryota, Fungi, Ascomycota, Eurotiomycetes, Eurotiales, Aspergillaceae. Bases 146 to 406 code for a protein of 86 amino acids. The transcript has a single exon. The record is from RefSeq and is a predicted model, not a curated record.
GUCUGAGGUAUAUAACAUAACCUCUAGCAACAAGCAUAUGCUACUGCUGUGCCCUUGCCUACGAAAUGCAGCAUAACCAUGUAGUCCUACUCAUAGGGAACCAAGCUUGGAUGAUAAGAACUGAUAGUAUUUAACCGGAGAGAGUAUGAUAGAAUACCAACCUAUGGGAUACUUCAUAUUACCGACGUUGUCCGUGUUUGCGAUCGCUGCUCCCUUGGCCACCCCCUUCUGUCUCUGUCUCUUGUCUCUCGCUCUGUCUCCGUACCUGAGAACUUCCGCCCGGAGCAGAAAAACGGGGAAAUCGCGGCAUGUCAGCCGAAAGACGCCGCACGCACCUGAUCAGUCCCGGUGGCGCGUAGGAAGGUCCAGAAACCAUGGACUCCGUUUGGAUGCUGCAGAUAGAUAAGUAGUAGCGUAGGUACUUAAGUGAGUAAAAAUUUGUGAAUAGUUUUCGAGCAAUUUCUGCAGAGACUGACGCAAAUUGACAAUCCCGUU